AUGACCUUCCAACAAGAGGCUGCAUCAUGGAUCUUCCCAUCCCGGCUCUCCACAUCUCCCAUACCAUCCAUUGCCGUUAACGCCCCGUCCACAUCAAAGCUCCCACUUCCCAACCCCAAUGUGAAUCCCACAAUUAUUACCUUCCUCCGCCACUGCGGGUGCCCCUUCGCCGAAAAGACCUUCCUAUCCUUUCGUGCGGCGGCCUCCGCGCACCCAUCCAUCAACUUCGUCGCCGUCUCCCACAGCGAUCAGUCCGCCACGAACAGAUGGCUCGAAGCCGUUGGCGGCGCCGACCAUGUCCGCAUCAUUGUGGACAGUGAGAGGGAGCUAUUUGCACGUUGGGGUCUGGGCUGGAAUAGGCCUACGGAGAGUGGGAGUAGAUGGCAAACUAGCGGAAGCUUUGCUGUGAAUAGAAACGGAGUGCUCAGAUGGGGAGGGGCUGCUGAGAGGGCUGACUUGAUACCGGACUUUGAGGAAGCUGUGAAGGCCGUGGAGGAAUGA
Letharia lupina is the source of this 501-nucleotide messenger RNA. RefSeq lists its product as uncharacterized. Bases 1 to 501 code for a protein of 166 amino acids. The transcript has 2 exons. Lineage: Eukaryota; Fungi; Ascomycota; Lecanoromycetes; Lecanorales; Parmeliaceae. The record is from RefSeq and is a predicted model, not a curated record.